CCAGUGACCCCCCCUGUCCCCCCCCAGUCGUGCGGACAGCGAGGGCCAUGGCGGACGACCUGGAUUUCGCCACGGGGGACGCGGGGGCCUCGGCCACCUUCCCCAUGCAGUGCUCGGCGCUGCGCAAGAACGGCUUCGUGGUGCUCAAGGGGCGCCCCUGCAAGAUCGUGGAGAUGUCCACCUCCAAGACGGGCAAGCACGGCCACGCCAAGGUCCACUUGGUUGGUAUUGAUAUCUUCACUGGUAAAAAGUAUGAAGAUAUUUGCCCAUCAACUCAUAACAUGGAUGUUCCAAAUAUCAAGAGGAAUGAUUACCAGCUGAUAGGGAUUCAGGAUGGGUAUCUCUCCCUGCUGACAGAAAGCGGUGAAGUUCGUGAGGAUCUGAAGUUGCCAGAAGGGGAUCUUGGCAAAGAAAUAGAAGGAAAAUUCAAUGCCAAUGAAGAUGUGCAGAUAUCCGUCAUAAGUGCAAUGAAUGAAGAAUGUGCUGUAGCCAUAAAGCCUUGCAAAUAAAGAGGAUCGCCAGGCUCGGGCAACUGCUCAGGUCUGGACAAACCACAGAUCUAUAAAUUUGGUUCUUAUUGUCACCAAAGCUCUGGCCUUCACAAGCAACCUCAUUUCUUUUUUGAAUUGUUAAAAAGCAGUGCUGGAUUCUGGAUUAGUGUUGCAGGCUAACUGGCAGUUUUCAAAAUCACUGAGAUUUUAAUUCCUUAAUUGUAACUAUUUUAACAUUCCUGUGGGUUUCAGCUAUGGAUCUAAGAAACCAAUCAGGUGUUACUAGUGGAUAUAUUUUUAUUUGCUUGAGCAAAACAGUGUUUGUCUGUAUGAACAGACAAAAUACAGUAUUCAGGGGCUUUUAGAUAAGCUGGUAGGUUAUCUAGGAUUAUAAAGUGACCUAGAGCACAAAUAGUAUUUUUCUUGACAUGUUUAGGUAGAACUGACAAUAAAAGUAGCAAUUUUUUUUUUUUUUUUUUAAAAGCUUAAGUAUUUUGUGGAUUGGGACUCUUGCAGAACUGUAGGUGCCAAUCGCAACUUUUAGACCAAGAAACUCAAGUGAUCAAAAAUGCCAGCUGGCUUGACCAAGCCCCAGUGGCCAUGUGCAACUUAACUGUAUUACCUCUGUAUUCUUCUUUGCCAACUUGUUGGCUUAUUGUAAUGAUAAAAUGGUGUCAAAGCCUACCUGUGGUUUAGGCAGGCAGUUGGAAUAUUGGGUAGAUGAGACAUAGACAGGUCAAGGGGACACAAAGGUGAGAAUGGAUGUUAAAGCUAUAGACUUUCACUCGAGGCCUUUGUCAGACUUGAAAAAUAAAAUAGAAAAAUGCAGUUCAAUUGCUUUCCUUUAUUGUAUUUAUCUUAAACUAUAAAAGGGUGACAAACUCCAUGGGAAUCUGUUGCAGUGCUUCCAGCUUUAGGUUUUAAUCUUCAGGUUCAGACCAUAUUUUUGUAGCACAGGGACCACAUGUUUUUCAAAAAGUGGGACAAACUGUAGCAUUAAGCCUAAACUAAAUGCAUGUGAUUCUUUUUAGAAAAAAAAAAAACUAUUGUAUUUUCAAAAUAUAGACUUGACAGACGAUA
Molecule: messenger RNA, 1571 nt
Organism: Egretta garzetta (little egret)
Lineage: Eukaryota; Metazoa; Chordata; Aves; Pelecaniformes; Ardeidae
Gene: EIF5A2
Product: eukaryotic translation initiation factor 5A2
Exons: 4
Coding region: 48-509 (153 amino acids)
Biological process (GO): positive regulation of translational elongation; positive regulation of translational termination
Molecular function (GO): RNA binding; translation elongation factor activity; ribosome binding
Source: RefSeq, a predicted model, not a curated record